Molecule: messenger RNA, 2466 nt
Organism: Trematosphaeria pertusa
Lineage: Eukaryota; Fungi; Ascomycota; Dothideomycetes; Pleosporales; Trematosphaeriaceae
Product: carbohydrate-binding module family 13 protein
Exons: 2
Coding region: 159-2030 (623 amino acids)
Biological process (GO): carbohydrate metabolic process
Molecular function (GO): hydrolase activity, hydrolyzing O-glycosyl compounds
Source: RefSeq, a predicted model, not a curated record
GACCUCGGGAUACAUCCCAUGAAGCUACCUGCCGAUUGCUUCGCGGCCAUCGCCCAAAGGACAAGAAAAUCGCCAGUGCUACGCUCUUUCAGAUCGAUCAACAUUGAUUAUAUACGAUCUUGACCUGAGCGGGGAGGAUUCGCAGGGCUGCGAGUCGAAUGACGAUGGCGGGGAGCGGAGUAUAUAGAUGCGUGUCGAUCACCGCCUUUAUUUCCUUCCUGCUAGCCCUCGCGCUCGUCGUCCCUUCUGUUGUCGCUUUGCCUGCUCAAUUGACGCCCUUUGUUAGUCUUAAGUUCAGUUGGACAAGCGACGCGUCGGCGCAUUCUUCUCCCCCUAUAAUCGUCCCGGAAGCACUGGGGUGCGACGAACCAAGUACGAUGGCUUCUUUCGUAUCCCUCUUUUUCACCUCGCUGGCGACCCUCGCUUCAGCGACAGUUCAAGACCCAAAGGUCUCUCCUAGACCGCCGAUGGGCUUCAACAACUGGGCGCGCUUCAUGUGCAACUUGAACGAGACACUCUUCGUCCAAACCGCGGAUGCGAUGGUGGAGAGGGGCCUACUCGCUGCGGGAUACAACAACAUCAACCUCGACGACUGCUGGCCUGAAACCGAACGCAACUCCAACAACGAACUCAUAUGGAACUCCACGCUCUUCCCGCACGGCAUGCCAUGGCUAGGGAAUUACUUUCACGACCGUGGCUUUAACUUCGGCAUAUACACAAACGCGGGCAACAUGACUUGUGGGUGGUAUCCUGGGUCGCAAGACCACGAGGAGUUGGAUGCGAAGACCUUCGAGUCAUGGGGCGUGGAUUACCUGAAAGUUGACGGAUGCCACAUGGACCUGCAGAACGGGCGGAACUACUACCAAGAAUUCGAGUACCGCUACAAGCUCUGGCACGAAGUCAUGACGACCAAACUCAAGAAGCCCUUCAUCUUCUCACAGUCCGCACCCGCCUACUUCAGCCCCAACUUCCACCUCGACAAGAACAACACCGACUGGUACCGCACAAUGGACUACGUGCGCAAGAACGGCGAGCUUGCCCGCCACUCCGACGACAUCAAAGUGUACGGCAAUAACCCUACAAACACCUUCGAGCCCGGUGGCCACUGGGAGUCUAUGAUGAACAACUACGGUAUGGAGGUCCGCCUCUCGCGCUACCAGUCCUGCGGCUUCUACAAUGACCCGGAUUUCCUGAUCGUAGAUUGGCCGGAUCUUAGUAUGGAUGAGAAGAAAACGCAUUUCGCGCUGUGGAGCUCCUUCUCCGCGCCCCUAAUCCUGAGCGCCUACAUCCCCGAUCUGACAGACGAGGAUAUCGCCUACCUGACUAACAAAGACAUUAUCGCAGUGGACCAAGACGCGCUCUGCGAACAAGCCACCCUCGUCUCUUCGAACAACAUUUUUGACGUGCUAACCAAGAGCCUCGCAAAUGGCGACCGCCUUCUUACCGUCCUAAACCACGGCAACGAAACAACCACAGCCCUCAUCCCCAUCGAGCGUCUCGGCGUCGAUCCUAAGGGGAGCUACAAAGCUAAGGACCUCUGGACCGGUAAAACUAACACGCUCAAAGAUCCCAUCAGUGUCGACCUCCGCAGCCACCAAACAGCCAUCUACCGCGUCUCUAGUGCCAACAACAAACCCCUGUCCAUCACACCCACAGGCCAAAUCUUCAACACCUUCUCUCUCAACUGCCUCACAGCCACGGGUCUCCGUCGCGGACCCAACGUCGACUUUCUCGCCUGCAACGGCGUCAAUACAAAUGUUUGGCAGAUGACAGAUGAGAGCAUGAUUAGUUGCUUGGCGGCGAAGAACAAGUGCCUCACUGUUGACGGGGAGGAUGUGGGACUGGAAGUCUGCGACAAAAGUGAUAAAAAUCAGCGAUGGAGCUAUGGUAUUAGUGGGAAUCUGGUUAGCAAGAAGAACGGCCUAUGUUUGACAGAGGGCGAGGAUGGAGAGGUGCUGGCGGCGAAGUGUGGGGUCGAGUUCAAUAGCCAGGUUUUGGCGUUGCCGGCGGGUGUGAAGUUAGAGAAUUAGAGUAGCUACAGUGAGGGUGAAAUGGAACUCCCUUCGAUCGCCACGCAUAAAGCACAAUCUUCCUUUCGCCCUUCCUAUUAAUACCGCACUCUCCCUGGGACCGCUUUUAGUGUCACUAGGUUGCUUCGCAGGUGAAGAAGUGACGAUGCAGCUAUAGCAUGGGCAAGAAUUUAGUGGUGGUACAACUCACGGCUUUCUCAGACUUGCCAUGCACCUCAAGCCAGCCAAGAACAAGUCAUUGGCCGCUCUGUAAUCGAGACAAGAGCAGUGCUCAACCGUUAAGCUUAUACUCUAAGGGGCGCAGAUUUGGAUUACAUAUGAAGCGCCACGGGCCUAUGCAUUCAUGCAGCGCUUACCAGGCUUGCUACCUCAGGAUACCCUCUAGAGGUAGAAGCUGCCUACUUAGGAGGUCUCAAGGGAAGCAUAGACGUUCGUG